Mauremys reevesii (Reeves's turtle) is the source of this 818-nucleotide messenger RNA. RefSeq names its product ribosomal protein L15 (gene RPL15). The transcript has 4 exons. Gene Ontology annotation, cellular component: cytosolic large ribosomal subunit; ribosome. Bases 154 to 768 code for a protein of 204 amino acids. NCBI's taxonomy places the organism in Eukaryota, Metazoa, Chordata, Testudines, Geoemydidae. Gene Ontology annotation, molecular function: RNA binding; structural constituent of ribosome. Gene Ontology annotation, biological process: cytoplasmic translation. The record is from RefSeq and is a predicted model, not a curated record.
GACGCUAGGCCAAUCAGAGCAGUUGGCCCCCUCAGAACUACGUUUCCCAGCAGGCUCCAGGGCUAGCGCCGGAAGCGAUAGGGGGCCGCAAAGGACUGUGGGAGCGAGGCCUCUUCCUUUCCGGCUUUGGGCGCCAUCAGCAGGUAAACAAACAUGGGUGCCUACAAAUACAUCCAAGAGCUAUGGAGGAAGAAGCAGUCAGACGUGAUGCGUUUCCUCCUGCGUGUCCGCUGUUGGCAGUAUCGCCAGUUGUCUGCCCUGCAUCGAGCUCCCCGACCAACCAGGCCAGACAAAGCCCGUAGACUGGGAUAUAAGGCUAAACAAGGUUAUGUUAUCUACCGCAUUCGUGUUCGCCGUGGUGGUCGUAAACGCCCAGUCCCGAAAGGUGCUACCUAUGGUAAACCUGUAAAUCAUGGUGUUAACCAGCUGAAAUUUGCCCGGAGCCUGCAAUCUGUAGCAGAGGAGCGUGCUGGUCGCCACUGUGGGGCUCUGAGAGUGUUGAACUCCUACUGGGUGGGUGAAGAUUCCACAUACAAGUUCUUUGAAGUAAUCCUGAUUGAUCCAUUCCACAAGGCCAUCAGACGCAACCCUGACACCCAAUGGAUCACCAAACCAGUUCACAAACACAGAGAGAUGCGUGGGCUGACAUCAGCUGGCAGGAAGAGUCGUGGUCUUGGCAAGGGCCACAAAUUCCACCACACCAUUGGUGGCUCCCGCCGCGCUGCAUGGAGAAGACGCAAUACCCUGCAGCUCCACCGUUACCGCUAAUUCUUGUAAAUGUCACAAUCUAAUAAAGCUUGAGAGAGAGCUUGAAUUUA